Phycodurus eques (leafy seadragon) is the source of this 3494-nucleotide messenger RNA. RefSeq names its product cysteine protease atg4da-like. The coding region runs from base 177 to 1592 and encodes 471 amino acids. NCBI's taxonomy places the organism in Eukaryota, Metazoa, Chordata, Actinopteri, Syngnathiformes, Syngnathidae. The transcript is spliced from 11 exons. Gene Ontology annotation, molecular function: protein-phosphatidylethanolamide deconjugating activity. The record is from RefSeq and is a predicted model, not a curated record.
CAACAUAAGGAAAUAGAAGUUGAUGGCUUCCAUUGCUGAGUACUGUCAACAAUAUUGCGUCCUCUUGAACUUCACUGACAGGUUUGACUCGUUGACGUUUACAGAAAGAUAAUAUCGAAAUGAAGCUGCUUUGGCUAUAAAGGGUGUUCCCUCGUGGCCAGUCUUGUUCAAAUCUGAUGGUUAUGAACCCCAAUGCCUCCUCAACUUGCUCUGAGAGCCAGUCUCCUGCAGAUGAAUAUAUGGACGACUGGCUUUUCCUCCCUUCUACCUCAGCUGCAACCCCUUGCCAUGAAGACAAGAGCAGGCAAGACAUGGAGGAAGGAGGCAAACUCAAAUCUAAGUUGGUCUCAGUAUGGAAUAGUGUCAAAUACGGUUGGUCCUUCAAGCAGAAAUCAAAUUUGAGUAAGAGCUCUCCUGUGAUCAUGUUUGGAAAGUCAUAUCAGCUCAGCGAUCAAGGGGAGAACGAGUGUUUCCACCGCUCCUUUGCAGCUCUUCUGUGGUUGACAUACAGACGAGGUUUCCCUCAACUGACGGGCUGCUGUCUGACCACUGAUAGUGGCUGGGGAUGUCUUCUCCGUACAGGGCAGAUGUUGUUUGCGCAAGGCCUGCUUUUACACCUGAUGCCAGAAGGCUUAACAUAUUCUGUGAGCCAUCACAUGUUCAAAGAUGAUAUGGAUCUCCCAGAGAUCCGCACUGAAGCCAGAGCAGUGUCUAUACAGAAUUCCAAAGGACUUAAUAAGAGUCGUCGGAAACUGAGUUUAGGUUCCCUCCUGGACAGAUGCAUGGAGUCCACACACAGAAAGGUUGUAUCAUGGUUUGCAGAUCACCCCUCAGCUCCUUUUGGGAUACAUCAGCUGGUAGAGUUCGGCAAAAGCUUAGGGAAGAAAGCAGGGGACUGGUACGGUCCCUCAAUUGUGGCACAUAUUCUACGGAAAGCUGCUGAGGCAUCAACUGACCUUCCAAAUCUUGUCAUCUAUGUUGCACAAGAUUGCACCAUCUACAUAGAGGAUGUGAAAGAGUUGUGUAGACGGCGUCUUUCUGGGAUCUCUACUGCAUCUAUUCAGCCCUGGAAAGCUAUCAUCCUCCUGGUGCCUGUGCGACUUGGAGGACAAAAUCUCAAUCCUGCCUAUAUCACCUGUGUCAAGAAACUCUUGAAGUUAAAAUGCUGCAUUGGUAUCAUCGGGGGCAAACCAAAGCACUCUCUCUACUUUGUUGGUUUCCAGGAUGAACAUCUUUUGUACUUGGACCCUCAUUACUGUCAGCCCACAGUGGAUAUAACAAAGGACAACUUUCCUAUAGAGUCAUUUCACUGUAAAUCUCCAAGGAAACUGCUGUUCUCUCGCAUGGAUCCCAGCUGCACCAUUGGAUUCUAUGCAAAAGGCCAAAAGGACUUUGAAAUGCUGCGCAGAGUUGUCGAUGAGGCUGUCUCCACAUCUGCAGAGACAUACCCCAUGUUUAUAUUUGCGGAAGGUCAUAGUCGAGUGGAGGAGGAAAGCAAAAGCCCCACCAACAACAUCACUUAUGUCCAGAGGAAGAGCGAUCUGCGGAGGGUUGACACGAGUAACAGCAUGGAUGAGUUUGUUCUAUUGUGAGCAAACAUCAGAUAUGGUUUGCUGGGGUGUUCAGUGAUCAUCGAGUAGGCAAUCUCACACACAGUGAUUUAAAUAUUGAGUGUGCUUGUCCACACAUGCUAUAGUUUGCGUGCAUACAAUCCUUCACUUUGAACUAUACUAGUAUUUUGUAAAAGAUAUUGGCAUUUCCAAAUUUACACUGAUGCAGGUGUAAUUUAAAAAAAGAAUAGCAACAAAAAAUGUUUGAUGCAGCUUACUGGUAAGUGGCAGUAUUUUGUUUUUAGAUGAGCAGUACACAAAAAAUUAGAUCUCACUGGUGAGCUGUUUGUAGUACAGGCCCGCGGGCUACUCACAUUGGUCCUUGGGGGCUACCUGGGCGGGCACCAUGUUGGUGACCCCUGCAAUAGAAAAUGGAUGGAUGGCUCUUGAACUGAGUGGUCAAUGGACCAGUGGCACAACACAUCAUCCAUCCCUUGUCCGUACCACUUUAUCCUCACAAGGGUCGCGGGCCUGCUGGUGCCUAUCCUAGCAAUCUUCGGGCAAGAGGCGGGGUACACCCCGAACUGGUCAAUCGCAGGGCACACAUAAAAAAAAAAAAAAACAUUCGCACACACAUUCACACCUACGGGCAAUUUUGAGUCUUCAAUCAACCUACCACCCAUGUUUUUGGGAUGUAGGAGGAAACCGGAGUGGCCGGAGAAAACCCACGCUGGCACAGGGAGAACAUGCAAACUCCACACAGGCGGGGCCGGGAUUUGAACCCUGGUCCUCCCUUUGUUCCCUCAGGCGGCACUGCAUCAAAAACUGACAUCAAUGUGUAAAGGAUAUCACCACGUGGGCUCAGGAACACUUCAUAAAACCAAUGUCAGUAAAUACAGUUCGGUGCUAUAUCCGUAAGUGCAACUUGAAACUCUAACUUACACAUCUGUGAAGGCACCAUUAAUGCUGAAAGGUACAUACAGGUUUUGGAGAAACAUAUGCUGCCAUCCAAGCAACGUCUUUUUCAUGGACGCCCCUGCUUAUUUCAGCAAGACAAAGCCAACCCACAUUCUGCACGUGUUACAACAUCGUGGCUUCGUUGUAAAAGAGUGCGGGUACUCGACUGGCCUGCCUGGAGUCCAGACCUGUCUCCCAUUGAAAAUGUGUGGCGCAUUAUGAAGCGUAAAAUACGACAACGGAGACUCUGGACUGUUGAACAGCUGAAGCUGUACAUCAAGCAAGAAUGGGAAAGAAUUCCACCUACAAAGCUUCAACAAUUAGAGUGUCCUCAGUUCCCAAACGUUUAUUGAAUGUUGUUAAAAGAAAAGGUGAUGUAACACAGUGGUAAACAUGACCCUGUCGCAGCUUUUUUGGAACGUGUUGCAGCUAUAUAAUUCUAAGUUUAUGAUUAUUUGCGAAAAACAAUUAAGUUUACCAGUUUGAACAUUAACUAUCUUGUCUUUGUAGUGUAUUCAAUUAAAUAUAGGUCAAACAUGAUUUGCAAAUCAUUGUAUUUACAACCCCAGUUCCAAUGAAGUCCCAACUUCAUUGGAAUUGGGGUUGUAAAUUUUGAUUAUAUUGCUAUCUGAAUAAAUAAAUUAUUUAAAAAGAAUGUUUUGUGUUGCACUGUACGCUACAAUUUCAUACAAGGAUGAUUAAGAAUAAACUUGAACAUUGGUGUCUCCUUGCACACAUUUACUUCUUUUAAUUCUCGAUUCCUGUGAAGGAACUUUGAGGCAAAUGUGAAAAAUACCACCAAAUAAGUUUUGCCGUCGUCCUUUGUAAUAUGGGGAGCAAUUAUUUUGGUGUGUGUAUGGCGUGUGGGGGUCAGACAUGACUCCAGUGUUCGUGGGAGACUCAUGCUUGGUUGGGAGGUCUUGGGAAGCAUCAGUUUGGUCUGUGAUUGUGAUGACGGUCUGUAAUAAGCAAUACUAAAUAAACUAA